UAGUUUGGCGCAUUGUUCCGACUUUGCGAUGAUGAACUUAGACCAGCGUUGGGACAUUGUAAAGGAAUACAGGCUGUGCCGGAAAUGUUUGCGUAGCCACGAUACCAUUUGUCCUGAACGAAGGUUAUGUGGCAAAAAUGGUUGCGGACUGUCGCACCAUAAUCUUCUACACCGCGAAAGACCGUUGAGAGACACUACGCCACUGACAGCCCAGGCAGAGUCGCUGAAUGCGCACAACUCAGCGAAUGAUGGUGUACUAUUUCAGUACAUCCCUAUCGUCAUUCACGGUAAUGGAAACACUGUGGAAACCGUUGCAUUUUUUGAUAGCGGAUCGUCAGGAACCUUUGUGGAUGAAGAGCUAGUUGCGGAAUUGGGGUUGAAGGGAAAUCCUCGUCCGUUGUGUAUCCGCUGGACUGGAGAGACGGAGAAGAACGAGAAGGAAUCAGUUCAGCUCGCGUUGAAGGUCAGUGGAAGUGGAAAUGAUGGAAAGGCGUUCAUGCUCACGAAGGUACACUCGAUUCGUCAUCUCGCACUACCACGUCAAUCCAUAUCUGGAGAACAAUUGAAAAAGAGGCAUGAACAUCUAAAGAACCUCCCUCUUACUUCGUACACCGAUGCAACUCCCCGCUUGACCAUCGGAAUCGACAAUUGUCAUCUGAUGAAACCACUUCGAUACGUGGAGGGUAAAACGCACGAACCAGCUGCCGUAAAGACCCAGCUAGGAUGGAUAGUUUUUGACUCGUGCGCUAACUUUUCUGUUCCUCAAAAUCAUUAUAAUUACCACAUCUGCAUGUAUGAAAUGAAUAAUGAACCAGCUCUGGACACAGCGAACAGAGACCUUUUCUCACCCGAAUCCCUAGGCAUGCUGAAGACACCCGCUAAUCUGCUGUCGAAAAAUGAUGAAAAAGCCAUGAUCAUGGUCACCGACGGGACCAAGAUGUGGAAAGAUCCUAUUCUUGCUGGCUCCAUUUGCGAAAAAAUGCAAGAUUACGAGGACAGAGGCUACAUCCGACGACUUCAGCCAGGCGAAAUCUCCGCACAAGGAACAAUAGACCCCGAACUAUCGAUAGGUGAAUCUCGCGAUGAUCCCCCGACACUGAAAAUGACAUGGAAGACCUCCCAGCUACUCGCCCAAAUGCUUUGGAAGAAAUGGAUAUCGGACUACCUGCCUGCGAUAACGCGAAGAGGGAAGAUGAUACACAUGGUUAAACCUAACGCUGUAGGUGGCAUCGUUAUCAUCGUCGAUUCGAUCAUGGCCAGAAACUCUUGGCCCAAGGGACGCGUAGUAGAAGUUAUUGCCGCAAAGGAUGGGCAAGUUAGACAAGCGACCGUACAAACUUCGCAAGGCUUGAUACGAAGACCGGCAACAAAAAUAGCGGUGUUAGACGUGAAGAGUUCUGCGCCGAAUUAAAACGCAUCAUUUAAAGUAUAGGAAAUAGUAGUAGGAAAAGAGCAAUGCUUGUGCAGCGGCUAGCAGUUUGAGACGGAGUACAAAUGCGAGAUUUACACUGGGGGGGAGAAAUGUCAAAUUAUUUGACUGCAACAAACUGCAAUAUUAGCAUGGAUGAGCCAACCCGAUCUAGCAGCGUUACGACAGGCAC
Molecule: messenger RNA, 1601 nt
Organism: Anopheles arabiensis
Lineage: Eukaryota; Metazoa; Arthropoda; Insecta; Diptera; Culicidae
Exons: 2
Coding region: 29-1411 (460 amino acids)
Source: RefSeq, a predicted model, not a curated record